AUGUGGUGCAUUCCUGACUUGGCAAAAGAUGCAGACGGUAUUAACCCUCCUAUGUGGAAUGGAACAGUUUUCAAACCACCAGACUGUGCAGCAAACAACACAUGUCCUUAUGGACUGAUGAAUUAUUUCCAGAUCAUGGAAAUGGAAUCUUUCUGGGGACCUUUGAUCACUGCAGGAAUCUUUGCAGCCACUCUCAGUUCAGCUCUCGCAAGUCUUGUCAGCGCUCCCAAAGUAUUUCAGGCUGUAUGCAAGGACAGGUUGUUUCCGAAAAUAGGGUAUUUCGCCAAAGGGUAUGGAAAAAAUGAAGAACCAAGGCGAGCCUAUGCUCUGACGUUCAUAAUAGCCAUGGCAAUGAUAGGAAUAGGCGACCUCAAUGCAAUUGCUCCGAUUAUUUCCAACUUUUUCUUGGCUUCGUAUGCACUUAUAAAUUAUGCGUGUUUUGAUGCAUCAUUUGCCGACUCUCCAGGUUUUCGUCCCGGCUUUAAGUACUACAACAUGUGGGUAUCCCUCGGUGGUGCACUUCUUUGCAUCGUGGUCAUGUUCAUUAUCAGUUGGGCAACGGCUCUGAUAACUUUCUUCUGUUUUGCUGCUUUAUUUAUGUACAUAUUACAUCGUAAACCAGAUGUUAACUGGGGAUCCUCUACGCAAGCGCACAGCUACAAAAAUGCUCUAGCAGGAAUGAUCAAAUUAGCAAAUACUGAAGAGCAUGUAAAAAAUUACAGACCUCAAAUAUUGGUAUUGUGUGGAAAUGCAGCAUCAAGACCGUCUCUCGUUGACUUUGCCAACAAUAUCACGAAAGGGACGUCGUUGCUGAUCUGUGGAUAUGUGGUUCCGUACAAUCCGUCAGAUCGAGUCUAUUCUGUGAUGAGGAAGCUAGAGCGUCAGCUGACUGAGUGGCUACGGAAACGGCGAGUCAAGGCGUUCUACGUUUCGGUUGCAAACGCUAGCCUUCGAGCAGGAUCUCAAUCUCUCCUGCAGGUUUGUGGACUUGGAAAACUACGCCCCAAUAUAAUACUGAUCGGCUUCAAGACGAACUGGUACCGCGGAGGGCCAACCCCCACCACGAUGAGCGAGCUGAAUGAGUACUUUGGAACGAUUCAAGAUGCAUUCGACAGCAAUAUGGCAAUGUGUGUGCUACGAAACGGAGAGAUGGGACUCGAUUUUAGUGAAGCUAUGAGACUUUUGAAUGUAGGCGAGCCGAAGCGCCUCGAUAUCAAUCUCGAUGAAAAGGAGAUUGACAAGGAGGGACAGGAAUCGCCUUCCCGUCCUUCUGUAAACGAU
Messenger RNA from Cooperia oncophora, 1281 nucleotides. The record is from the annotation of a GenBank genome assembly. Lineage: Eukaryota; Metazoa; Nematoda; Chromadorea; Rhabditida; Trichostrongylidae.